AUGGCUAGCAGAUUGUCAGCGCCGUAUGGAAGCUCACUGCCUUGGGCAGAGCCGGCCUGGUACACUGGACGCCCGUCAGCAUACUACAAUGACAGCCAUAGGAAGCUCCGCGAUGCUAUCAGGAAUUGGUGUGAAGAGAACAUCGCUCCACACACCGAAGACUGGCUCAAUACCGGUGCUGUUGACCCAGCCAUUUACAGCAAAUGCGCUCAAGCAGGCCUUCUCGUGCCCAUUGCGUUUGGCAAGUCGAUCCCACCCCAAUGGUCAAAGUACCCCAUCAUAGCCGGUAUCAAGCCCGAGGAAUGGGACGGCUUCCACGACUUCGUCCUUUGGGAUGAGUUAAUUCGCUCUGGUGGACUAGCAUCCAUCUUCAUCGGCCUCGUCGUCGGCGCGCCCCCGCUACUCAAAUUUGCAAGCCAGCAAUUGCAGGACAAGAUAUUCCCAGAGAUUUUGUCGGGAGAGAAGAGGAUCUGUCUUGCGGUGACCGAGCCAGAUGCAGGUAGUGACGUGCGCAACAUCAAGACAACAGCCGAGAAAACCCCAGAUGGAAAACACUACAUCGUCAACGGCGAGAAGAAGUGGAUCACAAAUGGCAUGUUUAGCGAUUACUUCAUGACUGCCGUCCGCACUGGCGGACCUGGCGCGAGCGGAAUUUCAAUGCUUCUGAUUCCCCGCUCUGAAGGUCUGCGAACACGCAAACUGGAUGUCAUUGCUGGGCCGCUGUCGGCUACAACGUACGUUACGUUCGAGGACGUCAAAGUACCGGUCGAGUAUCUCAUCGGCAAAGAGGGCGAAGGCUUCAAGCAAACUAUGGUCAACUUCAACCACGAGCGCCUUUGGAUCGCGUUCCAGGCUAUUCGAGGUUGCAGAGUGGCGAUUCAUGAUGCGUUUGCUUGGGCGAUCAAACGAGAGGCAUUUGACAAGACGCUGAUUGAGCAGCCUGUCGUCCGCAACAAAUUCGGAAACAUGGGCCGCAUGAUUGAAAGUUUACAAGCGUGGACCGAGCAGAUCAUCUACGAGCUGGAGAAUCUGAGUGAUGCGGAUGGCGCGAGGCUACUUGGCGGCACCACGGCAUUGCUAAAGGUCGAGAGUGGCAUCGUGUGCAAGUAUGUUGCUGAGGAGUGCUUGAAAAUCAUGGGCGGUCUCGGACUCACCAAAACUGGCCAAGGCGCCCGCAUAGAGUCAUUUUACCGUGCCGUACCUAGCUUUGUUGUGCCGGGUGGCUCGGAAGACGUGUUAAUUGAUCUUGGUGUACGGGAGGCUUUGAAGAUACACAGGGCGGCCGAGAAGGCGAAGUCCAAGUCGAAGUUGUGA
This is a messenger RNA of Cucurbitaria berberidis CBS 394.84, 1314 nucleotides long. RefSeq names its product acyl-CoA dehydrogenase-like protein. The record is from RefSeq and is a predicted model, not a curated record. Gene Ontology annotation, molecular function: oxidoreductase activity, acting on the CH-CH group of donors; flavin adenine dinucleotide binding. The coding region runs from base 1 to 1314 and encodes 437 amino acids. The transcript is spliced from 4 exons. NCBI's taxonomy places the organism in Eukaryota, Fungi, Ascomycota, Dothideomycetes, Pleosporales, Cucurbitariaceae.